This is a messenger RNA of Lactuca saligna, 1749 nucleotides long. NCBI's taxonomy places the organism in Eukaryota, Viridiplantae, Streptophyta, Magnoliopsida, Asterales, Asteraceae. The record is from the annotation of a GenBank genome assembly.
AUGGCUAAAGAUGAUGCAUUGGUCGUUGAAGUCCAGUACAAUGGGCACUUCUUCCCGAGACCAUUUAUGUAUUUUGAUCCAGAUAAAAAGGAGAUGAGGUAUGCUGAUUUCAGGGACAAAGGGUAUUCUGAGUUCAUUGCUCACCUAGAGCUGAUUACUAGAAGGGUGUGCAAAGAUGUAUACUAUUGUCCAGACGGCCAAACAUUGUGUCAAGGAUUUGCCACAUUGCAAAACGAUUGUGAUUAUCAUGAAUCUCUUGAGUAUCUUCAUGACAAAAAGAAAGUAACUGUGUAUGUGGACCAUUUCCAUGAACCCCUGUUUGACUGGAUUGAAAUGGAAGAGCCUAAAGUUGAAGAUGAUACCAACUCAAACGAAGAUGAAGUUGACGUAAUAGAUAAAGAGGUUUGGGAACACGAGCUGGAUGAUGAGGAGUUUUCUAUGAAAAGGGCACGAGCAAGUAUUCAAGGUAUGCAGAAGAAAGACAUGUUUUUGAACAAACUUUGCCCAAAUGAUGAAGAGGAAGAAGAUCCUACUACUGAGCAACUACCUCCUGUAUACCCUGUGCACAAUUUUGAGCAAGAAUGGGAUCAAAUGGCUCCUGUGUUAGGUAUGAAAUUCACAAAUCCUAGUGAACUCAAACAUUGUCUUACCAACUAUGCUGUUAAGCAUGGUUAUGAUUUGUGGUAUGAAAAGAAUGAUAAAAACAGACUUUUAGUGAAGUGUUGCAAAGGUAAAGAACCUACAUGUCCUUUUAGGUUAUGGGCUUCUUGGAUGCAAGAGGAAAGGACUUUUCAGAUCAAGUCACUUAAAUCAACUCAUAACUGUGGUAGAGUUUUUAAAAUAGGCUUAGUGACUUACAAGUGGGUAAGGAAACAAUUUUUCAAUGUACUUAUAGAAAACCCCAAGCUUAGUUUGAGGAAGAUGAAAGCUCAAAUAUCAAACACAUACAACAUCAUAGUUAGCAUUGGACAAUGUAGAAAUGCAAAAAAGUUUGCUUUGUCUGAGAUUGAAGGUACUUUGAGAGAGCAUUAUAGUAGGUUGUGGGACUAUGGCAUUGAAAUCAAAAGAGCUAAUCCAGGAUCAACUGUAAGCAUGGAAGUGGACAAUAUGCCUGAUGGAAGUACAAUGUUCAAACGGUUCUAUGUAUGCUUCAGAGGUGUAAGAGAUGGUUGGGUAGAGGGGUGUAGAAGAGUCAUUGGGAUUGAUGGAUGCUUUCUCAAAGGAAUUUGCAAGGGUGAACUCUUAGUUGCAGUGGGUAGGGAUUCCAAUAAUCACAUGUUCCCUAUAGCUUGGGCUAUUGUAACUGUUGAGAACAAAGAAACAUGGAAAUGGUUCCUUGAUCUACUGAUGGAUGAUAUUGAAAGAGGCAAUGGAAAUGGACUUACUAUUCUCUCUGAUGGACACAAGGGUUUAAUUGAAGCUAUCAAGGAAAGGGUUCCUCAUGCUGAGCACAUAUUAUGUGCUAGGAACAUACUAGCUAACUUCAACACAAGUUUCAAAGGUGAGCAUUUUAUGAAGCCUUUUUGGAAGGCUGUGAAGGCUACCACAAAACAUAAACAUGAAGCUGCUAUGAAAGAGAUCAAGGAAUUAGAUAGUAGGGCAUUUGAUUAUCUCAUGGAGAGGGACCCUAAAUGUUAUUGUAGGGCUUUUCAAGUAGAAGGGGUAUUCUGUGAUGCUAUUGAAAAUGGAAUUUCAGAGAGUUUUAAUGCUGAAAUAGUUGAGGCUAGAUGUGACAAUCGUCAAUCUUGA